AUGUACAACGCGAGAUCGCGUGGCAGCGCUGCCAACGAGGGGAUUUCCCCCAAAAGAAUAGUCACCAUCGGCUCUCUGCUCCUAGUCCUUGGUCUUAACCAGGUGGCGUCCAUGUCGCUGGAUCGCCUGGCGCUCGAGAGGAACGAGCUGCCGGCGGAUCAACAGCAACAGCAGCCGCAGCAGCAGGAUGUUCUCGUGGACGACAUGAAGCUCACCUCCAUUCCAUCCGCCGACUCAUCGGACAUGUAUAUGCUGGUGCCCGACACGGUGGCCAGCCAACUGGAAGACACCGAGCACGUCAAUCGCAACUCCAUUGAAGCCGAUCCCGAAUCGGAACCCUCGGGCUCAUCAUCCUCCGACAUGCUGGCGCUGGAGAGCGACUCCAGCCCGGCCAUGCAACUUGUGGAGCUGCCCAGCGACAUUACGGUGGCCGAAUCCCAGCCAGAAACGGAGCACGACGACGCGGAGAACGAACAGCAGCAGCCCGAGUCCAUCGAGGAGCAUGUGGUCCUGAUGAAACCAGCUAGCCAGGAGGCUCAGCUGGAGCAAGCCGUGGACCUGGCCACCGAAUCUGCACCAGUUCCCUUAAACGACGAACAGCCAGAGGAUGAGGAAUCUCCUGCUGCCACCGAAAGUGCCGUGGAGGAAUUGGAAAAGGAAUCCGCAGCGGCCAUGGAUGAUCAAGUGCCCGAGGCAUCGGAAACUCAGCCGGAACAGGUGCAACCAGAGGAAUCCCAGUCAGAAUCUGAUGGUGAACAGGCGGAGAAGAAGCCAGAGAUUGAAGCUCAGCCAGAAGCGGUAGCUCAACCAGAAGUAGAAGGCCAGCCAGAAGUGGAGUCCCAACCAGAAGUUGAAGCUCAGCCAGAAGUGGAAGCCCAGCCAGAAGUAGAAGCCCAACCUGCAGUGGAAGCUCAGCCAGAGGUUGAAACUCAGCCAGAAGUAGAAGCCCAGCCAGAAGGCGAAUCUCAAUCAGAACCUGAGUCCCAGCCAGAAGUGGAAUCCCAGCCAGAAGUGGAUGCCCAGCCUGAAGUGGCAGCCCAACCAGAGACUGAAUCCCAGCCAGAAGCAGAGUCCCAGCCAGAAAAGGAACCCGAAGUCGAGGCCGAGAAGGUCAGUGAUAACGAGGUGGACACCACGGAGGCAUCCCUGAUGGAAACCCUGGUUGAGGGCAUUGAAGAUGGCCUAACUGCCGCUAUGGACAACCUGGUGCCCGAGGAAUUGGCCGAGGCCAGUGACCACCAGGAACCGGAGCUGGAAAGCGAGGACCAACAGUCCCCAGUCACAGAAGCCAUAGAAGAGCAGGCGGCACCCGAAAUUGCGCAGGAAACGGAAAAGGAACAGGAACAGGAAAAGGAACCCGAGCAGCCAGCUUUGGCCGAUGAAACGGAGCAGGAUAUUAUUGCCCAACCUUCGAAUGACGAGCCAGUCGAGAUUGCCCCAGAGCAACAAGCUCAGGCGGAGAUUGCUCCUGCUGAAAUUCCCGAGGAAGCCAAGCCAGAGGAGGAAGUUCAAAUUGAGGAGGAGGCUAAGCCACUUGAAGAAUCCAAGCCCGAGGAGGAGGUCAAGCCCCAGGAAGAUGCCAAGCCAGAGGAGGAGGUCCAGAAUGAUGCCGAGACCCAGCCAGCUGUGCCCGAAGUGAAACCAGAGGAAACUGCUGCUGAGAUCCCUGCCGAGAUCCCUGCCGAGAUUCCUGCCGAGACUCCUGCUGAAAUCCCAGCUGAAACCCCUGCUGAAAUCCCAGCUGAAAUCCCAGCUGAAAUCCCUGCAGAAACUCCUGCUGAAACCCCUGCCGCAACUCCAAUGAAAAUCCCAGCUGAAGACUCUGCUGAUCUUCCAGCUGAAGUCCCUGCUGAUCCUAUUCCACCUCAGGUUCUCGCUGAAGUUCCAGCUGAAAUCCCAUCUAAGCAACAAGAUGAAAUCCAAUCCGACUCGACCCAAAACGAACUCCAGGUGGAGCAGGAAGCCCAGCAGCCAGUGCAGGAAACCAAGCCCAUCGAAUCGUCCCUGCUGACCACCAUCAUUCCCAUGGUGGUGGCCCAGCCCCAGCCCCAGGUGCCAUCGCAACCCAUUCAGGUGCAGGAUAGUGUGCUGAACUACGUCAACGCCUCGUUCCUGCAGCAGCCAUCGGAAACGAAUCUGCCCAAGACGGAGGAGGAGUCUCCAUUCAAUGCCCAUCUGCGGCGCUACGAUGGCGCCCAAGUGUGGCGCAUCGUGGUCCAGACCGACAAGGAUAAGCGAAUGGCCGACGAACUGCAGUCCAAAUAUGAUGGCCAGCUGUGGAAGGAGGUCAAGCAGGAGGUGGACUAUCUGCUGAAGCCGCAAGUUUUGGCCGCCGCCGAGCGCCACAUUCGCGCCGCUAAUCUUUCCCGGAUCGUGCUCAUCGACAAUCUGCAGCGAGUCAUCGAAAAGGAGAAUCCCCCAGCGGAGAAGAUUGCCGAACUCCAGAACCGCAAGGGACAUCGCCUCACCUGGCAGGCCUACCAUCGCCUGGAGGACAUCCACGGCUUCAUUGACUACAUGGCCAAGACCUAUCCGGAUAUUUGCUCCACGGAGAUCAUUGGCUACUCGGUGGAGAAGCGACCACUGAAGAUUCUCAAGAUUUCCAAUGGCAAUGCGCGUAAUCCUGGCAUCUGGAUCGAUGGUGGCAUGCACGCACGCGAAUGGAUCAGUCCGGCCACGGUCACCUACAUUGCCAACCAGCUGGUCGAGGGCUGGGAGGAUCUGCCCGAGCACAUGCGCAGCAUCAACUGGUACAUCCAUCCGGUGGCCAAUCCCGAUGGCUACGAGUACUCGCACACCACCGAUCGCCUGUGGCGCAAGAACAUGCGCGCCCACGGCCGCCAGUGUCCCGGAGUGGAUCUGAACCGCAACUUUGGCUACAAGUGGGGCGGCAAGGGCACCUCCGCCAGUCCCUGCUCGCAGACGUAUCGCGGCAGCAAGGCCUUCUCCGAGCCGGAGACCUUCUACAUCUCCAAGUUCAUCAGCGGCUUCCCGCGCGAAACCUUCCAGGCGUACCUCUCGUUCCACAGCUACGGCCAGUACAUCCUGUAUCCUUGGGGCUACGACUACCAGCUAACUCAGGAUCGUGCCGAUCUGGAUCGUGUGGCGCGACAGGCGGGAACGAGCAUCACCAAGUCGACGGGCGUGAAGUACACGGUGGGCUCCUCCGCCACAACUUUGUACCCGGCCGCCGGCGGCUCGGAUGAUUGGGCCAAGGGCAUUGCGGGCAUCAAGUACGCCUACACCAUUGAAAUGGGCGACACCGGGCGUUAUGGCUUCGUCCUGCCCGCCCGCUUCAUCCAGUACAAUGGCAAGGAUGGCGUGACCUUCGCCGACACCGUGGCCAGGGCCAUUGCCCAGGGACGCGGAAAGUCGGUGGCCAGGAACAGCAGUGGCAGCCGGAGGCGUGGCCACUAGUCCGGACACUUAGCUCAAUGCGAUUUGUUUGUAAA
Messenger RNA from Drosophila teissieri, 3452 nucleotides. RefSeq names its product cell surface glycoprotein 1. The transcript is spliced from 6 exons. The coding region runs from base 1 to 3417 and encodes 1138 amino acids. Gene Ontology annotation, biological process: proteolysis. Gene Ontology annotation, molecular function: metallocarboxypeptidase activity; zinc ion binding. The record is from RefSeq and is a predicted model, not a curated record. NCBI's taxonomy places the organism in Eukaryota, Metazoa, Arthropoda, Insecta, Diptera, Drosophilidae.